This is a messenger RNA of Besnoitia besnoiti, 3843 nucleotides long. Its product is annotated as zinc finger (CCCH type) motif-containing protein. The transcript is spliced from 2 exons. Bases 1 to 3843 code for a protein of 1280 amino acids. Lineage: Eukaryota; Apicomplexa; Conoidasida; Eucoccidiorida; Sarcocystidae. The record is from RefSeq and is a predicted model, not a curated record. Gene Ontology annotation, biological process: protein homooligomerization.
AUGACUGGGCAGCCCCGCGAAAUGGAGGGGUCCGCCUUGGCGGGAAUUGGUUCUCCCUGCAACGCGUGUACAUCCCUCGGAGGCUCUUGCUUGCUGGCUUUUUCAAACUCCCGUGUUUCGUCUUUUCAGCGUGGAAACGACCGAAGUUGUUGCACAGAACGUGAUCGUCAGCUUUCUGUGCCGCCUGAUUGCCACGAGCCCGGCCCAAGCUGCGCUACUGCCGUCGUUGGCGGGGCGGAGAAUGACCACAGCAGCUCCUGUGGGGCCAGAAGCAUGAAUGUAGACCACUUUCCUCCUGUUGGAAUGUGUGAUGUGGAACAUGUCAAAGUACUGGUUGUUGGGGGUCAACGUUUCGUUGCUUCUGUUUCCACUCUAAGCCGUUCCAGUACCCUUCGACGUCUCCUACAGAGAGAUAUUCUCAUUCAACCACAUGGAACAGAGUCCCGUAGACACCGCGGCCAGUCACAGGAACGUGGAGGCAAUGCAGAAUGCUCUGCAGCCAGAGGAGAUUCACACCGAGCCGUGGAUACCGGCGUGUGCACGUCGGACCCUCACGCCGCCACCAGUAUUGCGAGGAGUAUUUUCAUUGACCGUGACCCACAGCACUUCCAACUGGUUUUAGAAUACCUUCGUAACGGACAGGUGAAUGUCCGCGAAGCAUUUGGUGGACAGGAACCGUCGAGGGAGUUGUGGAGGACCCGAGUGUUAUCCGCUAGCGAAGACCGAGAGUUUCCGCCGGGUUUCGACGGCCGACGACUCCAUCGGCAGCAGUCAGUGAACAAUCCUGAACGACUCGGCCCCAACUGUGCCGCUUCUCCGUCGCUUGUGAGCUUGCGGCGCGAGUUUGACUAUUUUGGCCUCGAAUGGCCGAGCCGCUGCAUCCGGUGUGAUGCCUUAUUCGAUCCUUCCCGAUGCCAGCCGCGGCAUCAUCAGCCACAUGGUCUCAUGACCAGCGGCCUUGCGCGACAGGGUCAGUCUGAUACUGCAAGCGACGAAGGUGCACGUAAAGUAGGGGCAGGAGGUGCUGCAUCAGACGAUCCUACAGGUGGUGACGGCAAUUUAGAGCCUCGGUGUUACUAUCACCCGGGGCAGCUUGCUGCGGUCGACCUGACGGCUCCUGAGGAUGCUCAAGACGGCCCGCGCAGAAGAACGCUUGAUGGCCACUGUGGCUCUCCAAAGGAGCACCUCUACUAUACAUGCUGUAGGCGACGAGAAGAUGCAGUGGGAUGCCAGGCCGGGUCUCACGUAAGUGAGGAAGAGGCCCUGGCUGGAUUGCUACGGGGGCAAAGCGCGUCUGCGGGCGCUUGCAGCGAGGCUAGUGAGGGCUUACCAGCGGCGUCAUCCGUCACUAACAGCUCAUGUGUUCCCCUCGGAGGCGCGGCGACAGAGACACCAGAAGUUACGGAGCUUUUGAACAAGUGUAGCCGCGCGAAGUCUCAAGCGCCGCACCACGCUGGCGGUUCAGCUCUGCACCCUGUGGAGACUCGAGACUUGGACAAGCCGCGCGGCGACAGCCUCGAGUCCCUUCGUGCGAGCUGCCCGGGCUCUUCUUCCGUGGUUGAGCCGGCGCCCCUCAGUUCAGCUGCCAUCCCCGAACGGCAGACUGUGGAGGGUGACAGCCGGGAGAAUACGCGGGAUGUAGGCGGCGAGAGAGAGCCGCCUGCCGAACCGGCUUGCGGCGCGAUCUCAGCCUCCCUCAUCACAACGUCUUCCUUGUCCUGCCGCGCUGCGGACUCCCCAAACUGCGCCACGGCGGAGAUCGCUGGCGGCGAAUCCUUUUCGGAGUCUGGAUUCCAUGUUCCCCAAUACUCGGGUUCGACGGUUUGCUCGACGCCCCACCCGAGUAUUACCUACCCACUGGCUGUCCAGUAUUCACAACAACAGGCUGCACGUAGAAGUGCGGUGUGGCCUCCUGAACAUGCAGCUACGGCUCCAACCGAUAUCACAUCCGCGGCGCGUCAUGGCCCUUUUUCGGCCACGUUUGUUCCCACGUAUUCCGUAGGCGUGCAUCAAUCUGAAGGAGGUGCCUCGGGAACCGAUAGUGCAGCAGCGUCCAUGACGCUAGCGCUUUGUCAGUCCGCGGCAGCCGCUCCUCGUUAUCCGUUAGGUUCUCUUAUGGGGACAAUCCUACAAAUGCCUUUCGCGUGUCCGUUCUACUAUUUUCCUGGCACGCCUAUGCCGUCAGCAGGACCGCAUGGUGCAGCGCCCGCCAACUUUAUUGUCCCUGCCCGGCAGGCGCCAGCUGAGCACUCACAGGUCCUUCAUCCACAGCUCCAUGCCCAGCCGCAGCCUUCUGUGUAUGGCUGGGGGGCCUUGCCAGCAUCUUCGGCGAGCGCCGACGCGCCACAAACACAUCCGCAUGAAUCGCUCUUGGCUUGCACACCCAGUUCGCCGGCGUCGGAAUUAGCGAACGAGGACAACGGGGGUGCGGUCGGAUGCCCCUGGCUACACCCGGCGUCUGUUUCCUUGUGCGAACACGAAGCGCCACCAUUGUGUGUUCACUGGAUUAGUGAGCGACACCAUAACCUUCAUAACCAGUGUCUUUUACAAGAACAACAGUUCCAGUUUCAACAGCAACAUUUUCAACAAACGCGUGACCUUCCCCCCCUUGUAGUGAUACCGACUGUGCCUGCACCGCAAAACUCGGCUACGGGCGGUGCCCACUCAGCUGCGGUGGGUGAUCCCAUACGAGCAGCAGAGAGACCCCGCCUCACGCCUCGGUCUCAGGGUAACUGCGCUGACGUACAACAGAACGGAGUAACUGACGGGGAAGAUGUUCCACGACCAAGUGUUUCGGCGGCGGCAACCAGGGGAGCGGGAAGUCACACACGCGGAGAACCUCCCUCUCUGCUAGAGGGGAGGCGGACAGGCUCUGUGAAUGGUCAGACCGGGGAUGCUGGAAGGUAUUGUUCAGUUCCUGGUGAGGAACAGGCGUGUGCGAGUGGUCGCAGCCAUGCCGCUUCCGACAGCACGGGCCGCCCGGACGGAGCUCAGUGCGUGUCUCUGCGACGCCGGCGGUCUGCAAGGGGGGCAGAUUACUAUCAGCCUCACAUUCGCGUUGACUCUAUUGAGGCAAAGCAGGAGACGGCAGUCAACGUUGAGCAACCGGAAGCUCCAGUUUGCGGGAUCCAACUAUGUCGUGAACACAGCAUGGAAGGCGUCAGGUACACGUCUCCGAUCAAGGAGGAGCAGACGAACAAGCACACUAGCCCUUUGCAGGGAGGAUCGGCGUUUGUGAUGAAAGAAGGGAUGGUGGGAUGCCCGGACGAUAACACAAUGGAUCUGAAACGGAGUUGCCGGCAAUCGGCAGACUGUACGCAGUGGGGCUCAUGGCAGAGCGCAGAUAUUGAGGAUGCUCCUUCAUUGGAGUGCGGAGCGGUGGCAGGGGCUGUAGUGAUGCCUGAUGAAUCACUCACAGCGGGAGUUUUUGCAGAUUCUCAGACAGGGCGCAGUGUCCGGGUAGGUGGUUUGUCAGGUGAUGCCGAUCAGCAGGUGUAUUCCACGGAGGGACAGGAGACGCCUGCCACCUGCUGCCGCGUCCGAGAUAGGAGGGCAGGAGUUGAGAGAAGCAGUCGUGCAGGCGACGCUGUCGGAGAUGUUUCUAACGUGGCAAGCAGUUUUCCACGGGUAACGGAUGGGACUGCCGCGGCCCAAGGAAGAGACUCGGAGUCCUUACAGGAAGACGAGCACAAGGGACUGCGCGACGCUGUAAGUUCGCGCAUGCCUUGCAAGAGCUGCGUCCCACUGCUGAGUUUUACAAGACCCAGAUUUGCAGUUUCUGGCGAAUGGGGGUAUGUCGCGCCGGUCUUAGCUGUCGUCAUGCUCAUGGAGCAGAGGAGCUAA